Drosophila serrata is the source of this 540-nucleotide messenger RNA. RefSeq lists its product as uncharacterized. The record is from RefSeq and is a predicted model, not a curated record. Lineage: Eukaryota; Metazoa; Arthropoda; Insecta; Diptera; Drosophilidae.
AUGAGGAGAGUGUUGACUGCUUGUCUGCUGGCUUUAUUAUUACAGCAUUAUCAGAGCGCAGCUGUGAUCUUCAAGAUGACGAAUGCCGUCUGCGAGUCCUACAAUAAAUCAUGGGUGGAAUUCGGCCUUUGUCGACUCCGAGCCGUGAGCCGCAAUAAGGUCUGCCUCAAUGUUAAUGCCACAUUGCUGCAUCCGGUGCACGAUGUGACUAUAAAAGCCCAAUUGAUGAAGAAAGCUAAUGGCUAUAAGCCUUGGCUCUAUAGAGUGAACUUUGAUGGCUGUCAGUUUUUUAGAAGGCGAAACAAUGCCUUAAUUCGCAUGGUUUGGGAACUUUUUCGGGAAUACUCGACCCUAAAUCACUCCUGUCCCUAUGUGGGUCUGCAGCAGGUUAAGGACUUCUAUUUGAGGUCAGAAAAGCUGCCUACCCCAAUACCAACUGGAGAUUAUCUGCUGAUGAUCGACUGGCUAUUUAACAAGAAGCCCCAAGCUGCCACAAAUGUUUACUUUACUUUUGUGGAGGAUCUAAAGGACAGUAAAUAA